Molecule: messenger RNA, 1269 nt
Organism: Anarrhichthys ocellatus (wolf-eel)
Lineage: Eukaryota; Metazoa; Chordata; Actinopteri; Perciformes; Anarhichadidae
Product: rho GTPase-activating protein 18-like
Exons: 8
Biological process (GO): regulation of small GTPase mediated signal transduction; signal transduction; negative regulation of stress fiber assembly
Cellular component (GO): cytoplasm
Molecular function (GO): GTPase activator activity
Source: RefSeq, a predicted model, not a curated record
CACUCUCCGACACACACACACUCUCCGACACACACACACUCCCAUUCUGUCAGUUGGUCGAGACAAGCUGAUUGGCUGCUGCGGGACUCUCCCUACUCAGAAGGCGUGGCUGAGCACAAAAGGGGUGGGACUUGUUGGGACUGUCUUCGUUUCCAUGGAAGCGAGAGUGGUGACUUACCGUUUGUACCCGUCUCACCCUCUCAGGGUCUCGUCUCAGCUGACGACUUGUCCUCAUGUGACCUCACCCGCCUCGGCUUCAUCUCUCACAUCGAGCUCUCCACCUUCCUGCUCGCUCUGGGCAUCCAAACCAAACGCCACCGCCCGCCGCGCCGCAGGACUCGGGACAGCGGUGUCUUCGCUGUUCCUCUAAAUUCGCUAUUAGAAAACGACAGGAAGAGGUUUCCAGGGGUUAAAGUUCCUGUCGUCUUCCAGAAGUUAUUGUGUACUUUAGAGCAGACUGGUCUGCAGACUGAAGGGAUUCUCAGAGUUCCAGGAUCAGCUGCUCGCCUGAAGUGCCUGCGUAGAGACUUAGACAGGUGUUGUGGAGAGUUCGACUGGUCUGCAGUGAGACAGGUGGAGGCUGCAGGUCUGCUGAAGCUUUUCAUCAGAGAACUGCCGACACCUCUGCUGACACACACACACCUGUCCACCUACCGCUCUGUGCUGGGUGUCUCCUCGGUGGUCCACCAGGUUCAGGCUCUGCAGCUUCUGUCGUUGCUCCUUCCUGAAGUGAACAGAGAAACACUCAGAGCUCUGCUAGUCUUCCUACGUAAGGUGGUCUCUCAUCAGGACCAGAACAGGAUGUCUCUGUGGAAUGUCUCCAUGGUAAUGGCGCCAAACCUGUUCACCUACACUCACCGUGGCAACAAGCUCUCCAUCGCCAAGCAACGGGAGGAGAUGGAGGAGGCGGUGGGCGGAGCUCACCUGGUCCGACUGAUGAUCACACACCAGGACCUGUUGUGGACCGUCCCCAGCUUCCUGCUGACUCAGGUGAGACAGAUGAACCACGCAUCCAAUCAAAAACAGUUCGGCCUGACCAAAGCAACAAGACGACUGCUGAGGAGGAAGAACGACAAGAACGACAGAAACCAGGUGAGAUCAGAGAACCAGGUGAGGUAAGAGAACCAGGUGAGAUCAGAGCCAGGUGAGAAAAGAGAACCAGGUGAGAUCAGAGAACCAGGUGAGAUAAGAGAACCAGGUGCGGCCAGAGAACCAGGUGAGAUCAGAUAACCAGGUGAUAUCAGAGAACCAGGUGAGGUCAGAGAACCA